AUGGUUUCAAAUGUUUCUUAUACGUCUGGACCAAUUUUUCAAGUUGCAUACGCAUAUCGUGGUAAUUUAUUUGUUGCUGUUAAUGAAGAAGGAAUUGUUGGAAUUUAUCAUGUGGAUACAAAAGAAUGGAAAACUCGAUGGAUGGGACAUGAGAAUGCUGUGUUUGAUGUUAUUUGGACUCAUGAUGAUAAGCAUAUUGUUACAGCUGCAGGUGAUUUAGAAAUACGAGUAUGGAAUGUUGAAAGUGGGAAUACAAACCCAUUUUUAACAUUUCAAGGUCAUGAUAUGAGUGUGAAGUGUGUACGUCAAGCACGAGAAAAUGAGCACAUUUUUGCAUCUGGUGGUCGGGAUGGAAAGAUUUUACUAUGGGAUAUACGUACAAAAGGAACACCAAAACUUGCCAUUGAAAAUGUGCAUGCUGAACAAGAAAUGACAAGAAACGUAUCAUCAUCAUUCAUGUCAUCGACUUUAAAACGUCGACGUCUAACUUCCAACUAUUUGACUUCUUCACGUAGUGUAACGUGUGUUGAAUUUGGAAGAAAUGAAUAUGAAAUCUUUUCUGCUGGUGCUGUGGAUACUGUGGUCAAAUGUUGGGAUAUUCGACGAAUUAAUCGAAUCAAAAAGAAAGAAAUGUCAAGACCAGUAUAUGAAUUUUCGUGUUCAAGUCAAAAAGGUGCACGUCGUGGUAUUUCGUCUUUAAAACUCUUGGCUACACAACAUGGUACAUCGCGUUUACUUGUUAAUGUAUUAAAUGAUUCCGUUGCUGUGCUUGAUCUUGGAGUAAAUGCACGAAAUUGUCAACCGAAAACGAUUCUUCGAUGUGUUGGACAUCGAACUACGUCAUUUUACAGCAAAGCCACGUUUUCAACAGAAGGAGAUUUUAUUGCUGCUGCUUCUGCAGAUGGUCUUGUAUAUGUUUGGGAUGCACAUUUAAGAACUUUCAUUGAAAGGACAUGA
Plasmopara halstedii is the source of this 957-nucleotide messenger RNA. RefSeq names its product WD40 repeat-containing protein L2DTL. Gene Ontology annotation, molecular function: protein-macromolecule adaptor activity; protein binding. Lineage: Eukaryota; Oomycota; Peronosporomycetes; Peronosporales; Peronosporaceae. The record is from RefSeq and is a predicted model, not a curated record. Gene Ontology annotation, cellular component: nucleus. Gene Ontology annotation, biological process: proteasome-mediated ubiquitin-dependent protein catabolic process. The coding region runs from base 1 to 957 and encodes 318 amino acids. The transcript is spliced from 2 exons.